Messenger RNA from Helianthus annuus (common sunflower), 1204 nucleotides. Its product is annotated as dnaJ homolog subfamily B member 12-like. Gene Ontology annotation, biological process: protein refolding. Gene Ontology annotation, cellular component: cytoplasm. The transcript is spliced from 3 exons. The record is from RefSeq and is a predicted model, not a curated record. NCBI's taxonomy places the organism in Eukaryota, Viridiplantae, Streptophyta, Magnoliopsida, Asterales, Asteraceae. Bases 165 to 1052 code for a protein of 295 amino acids.
CAAGUCCUGACCGCACAACUCGAUAUUGCAGGCCCAGUUUUGCAAGUAACGCCAGAAUAAACCCGACAACCCGUAUUCGAUUGAUCCACAUUCAUGAUUCAACCCCCCAAAAAAUAUCAGUUUCUAACAAACAGCUUGCGGCGACGGAUGCUCGAAACUCAACCAUGCACUCUCGUCUGUUUCCGGUGCCGAUCUCCGUCGAUGGCACCGGCAUCCGUCUUAUCUCCAACCCUAGCAUCAUUUUUCUAAUCUCCCCGUCCCCUACGCGCCUUCGCCGCCGUAUCGGCGUUACACGCGCCGCCUCCAACAACCACUACGCUGUUCUCGGUGUAUCAGCCGACGCUUCAACCGCGGAUAUCAAGCGAGCGUACCGUCUACUCGCUCGAAAGUAUCAUCCAGAUGUUAACAAGGAUUCACAAGCUGGCGAGGUUUUCAAAGGCAUCCGUCUUGCAUACGAGGUUUUGUCUAAUAACACAACAAGAUCCCAGUACGACAGAUCAUUAGAAUUUCAACCAAAUAGCGGCCCGCCAUGGCGGACAUACGACGUCGACUUCGAAAAUGAAAUAAAAACACACAGGUGGUCUAAUUUGAGAUACAAAAUGGGGAGCCAGAAAUACUAUGAAUGGCGCGAUUUUGAUGAUGACGUGGACGAUGAAAUUGACGAGGCAGAUGGCGUGAUGAAUGAAAGAGGAUCGUUUAUUGAAGUUAUAAGAUCCGCGUUUCUCUCCAUAUUCUUGUUGAAAACUAUAGGAGCAAAACUGUCUUUAACUGUUAGCAGUGUGAUGGCUUUGCUUGACCCGGAGUUGGACCGAGGGUAUAAGGCAGGUUAUGUGGUUGCAUGGGUGUUGGGGGGUAGAAGUGGUAUUGUGCUUACUUUAUGCUUAUCGUUUGCGAGUUGGGUAUGUGGAAAAACAAGCAGUAAUGUUGUUGCACUGGUGGUUGUAUCCAUGUGGGUCGGGUCAAAUCUUGCAAGGUUUGCUCCACUUCCUCAAGGGGCCCUUCUUACUCUUCUAUACAUGUCUGUCAAGCUUCAAGCUGAUCUAAAGUUCUAAACUGAACCUACAUCUUAGUUACGCAUAUCUUGUAUUUUGUUUUCGUAUUUGUAAAUAUGUCACGGAUAAACUGUAGCUUAAAUUGAUUUAUUUAUAAGCAAACGGGUCCAAAUACAAAUUACAGUAAUUGUAAAAAUAUAAAAUUCCCUGUA